Molecule: messenger RNA, 336 nt
Organism: Mucor velutinosus
Lineage: Eukaryota; Fungi; Mucoromycota; Mucoromycetes; Mucorales; Mucoraceae
Gene: FRP1
Product: ferric-chelate reductase Frp1
Exons: 3
Coding region: 1-336 (111 amino acids)
Biological process (GO): translation
Cellular component (GO): ribosome; mitochondrial small ribosomal subunit
Molecular function (GO): structural constituent of ribosome; small ribosomal subunit rRNA binding
Source: RefSeq, a predicted model, not a curated record
AUGCCUUUCUACGAAUUAGUUUGUAUAGCUCGCCACAAUAUUGUCGAAAGCAACUUGAAAGAUCUUUUAAAGACUUCAGCAAAGCAAGUGAUCAAUCGUGGUGGUGUUGUUAGAGGGUUCGAUAACUGGGGAGAUAUGAAGAUUCCCCACAGAAUCAAGAGACAUCAGGAAUACUUUACUGAUGGAAGAUAUUGGGCUAUGCACUUUGAUGCCAACCCCCUCAUCAUCCAAGAACUUGGAAAGAAGCUUGCUGUUGACACUCGUGUAUUGCGCCAUACAUUCAUCAAACUUGGUGAUAAACUGGAAACAGUUGUUGCUAGACCCGACAAAACAUAG